AUGAGUGCACCGCAAUCACCUACUUCUGCACCGGCUUCAUCACUAUCACCGAAUACCGAUGGUUGGUUCCGACAACAACCGUAUUUUGCCGCUUUUUCCAAUCCAGCACUAUUGCAAAGCAUCAUGCAUCAUCAAUCUGAGCCCAACAAUAUCAAACAAAGUUUCAACCGGAGGAUCCUUCGCUUGGUUGGAACCCAAGAUCCAUUGCGGUUAUUUUUGGAUUUGGAACAAAUCAAGAAAAAAUGGUUUUUCGCUCAAGAUACACGACAAAUAUCCAAACGAAAGAAGUUUACUCAAUACGUUCUAGACACUCAUUUAUUAGAAAUGCUCUAUCCAAAACUGCAAGGCAAAAGCGAUUUGAUUCGAAUGCUUAUCAACACUUACCGACAGAUCCAACAAGAAGCAUUCGGUAUUGUCUUAAUCAAUAAACAAAAUAAAGUAUUUUUAGUGCAGAAUGAAAAAUACUAUUGGAGUUUUCCAAAAGGCAAACUGAAACUUAAUCCAGAUACAUAUGCAUUCGAAAGUCAAUGGUCGUGUGCAUUGCGAGAAUUCGGUGAAGAAGUCAAUGUGGAUUUAAGUUCAUGGUCUCCAUCACAAUAUUGGGAAGCCCGUUUAGCUGAUAACCGCAUGGUUGGCUUGUUUGUGAUUGAAAAUUUCGAUGAAACAAAAGUUCAUUUCGAAUAUGACAAACGGGAAAUUAUCGAUAUUAUGUGGUUUAAUUUAUGCACAAAUAAUGAUGAAAUGCAUACUUUGAGACAGUACUGGAAAGAACAACAACGAUUAACAGAUCCUUAUUAUACAGCUUUACCAUUCAUCGAACAUUUAAUUUUUGAAUAUUUACCACAUAAAGAACAGAAAUCUUCAACAAUGUUAUCACCUUCUCAUUCGAUGCCCAAAGAACAAGAUGAUAACUCAAUUAUCGAUAAAUUACUAGGCCGUUUACCCAUUUGGCCAUCAAUUCCACCAGUAAACAAGUCCAGUUCAGAUAUAUUGAAUUUACUUCAACCACCAACACAACAACAAUCGAUCGAAGAAUCAUUUGAAACGAACCAAAAGUCAGUGAGUAUCCUUGAUCGAUUGAACGACGCUAUUCGAAAAGCCAAUUGCAAUAAUAAUUGCUCAACGGCGAACACCGAUCAUCGCAUUGCGGUGCAAGCUUGA
Molecule: messenger RNA, 1161 nt
Organism: Adineta ricciae
Lineage: Eukaryota; Metazoa; Rotifera; Eurotatoria; Adinetida; Adinetidae
Source: the annotation of a GenBank genome assembly